UUUUGAAUUUUUAAACUAUUUAUCUCAUUUAUGAAUUGAUACAAACAAUACACCUCAUUUAUGAAUUUUUCCCUUGACCCAAGGGUGGACCCAUGAAGGUCCCAUUGAGCCCUUCAUUUUUUACAUUUAUAAAGUAGUCCACAUAAUUUUUAGUAAUAAUUUUAACCCAUAAUUUUUACAUAAUUCUGUCUUGUUCCCACCGAAUUAUAUUCUUGAGUCCACCCUUGAUUUGACAGGUAUUUUUGUGUCAUCCCUAAUCAAAUGACAAUUUAUGGGAAAUAAAAACUGAAAACGUCUCAGUGCACAGAAAGUAGUGCGCUGAAAUAAUAACAAAGGUUCUACAACUCGGAGAAUUUGCAUUUUUCCAUAAAAAAGAAGCAAUGCAGAAAUCAAGAACCGCUGGAUAAAUUCUUGGAGAUGAUGAACAUUCAAUGAGGUAACAGGGUGCAUUUUUAACAUCCCUUAUCAUAACGCACAUACCGAGGUAUAUGCCUAAUGUAAGAAAUGGUACAACUCCCUAAGAAUGCCUUUCUAUUCAUCUCACAACUCCCUUUAUAAACCAGUUAGUGCUCAACUCUCUACUCAGGUCACCAACCAAUUCUCAUCUAAUUAUCCAGCUCAGUGCUUGAUUACACAGCUAAAUUAAGAAUGCCGACCACCGUGGAGGAUGUCACUGCAAAGGCUGAGAUGUUGGAGAUAGAACCCAAGAGUGGGGUUGAUUUGAAGCCAACCGUAGUCGACCAUAAGGACAAUGAGGCCGAACCCAAGAUUGAACUCAAUGGGGAUGGUUCUGUGGAAAAGAAAGGAGAAGAGAACAAGAAAAACAAGGCUAAGGUGGAUGAAGUGCCAGUGCCUGAUGAAGUUGAAACCAAAACUGGGAUUUCUUUUCCAGGUAAGUUGGAUGAUGGGAAGCUGCUGAAAGCUGUUGGUUUGAGAAAGAAGAGCAUGCUUGGCAUGGGCAUCAAAAUUUACGCCUUUGGGAUAUAUGCAGACAAUGAGAAACUGAGAGAACUUGAAACAACAGAAGUUGGGAAAGCACCGUCCAAACCAACAAAGGAAAUGUAUCUGAUGGUGGUUGACAGUAAUGUAGGAAUGAUGGUACAAUUGGUUAUUGUUUACUCCGGCCUCACCAUGAACAUGGUAAGGAAGAACUUUGACGAAGGCCUUGGAGCAGCCAUCAAAAAGCUCACUGGUGGAAAAAAUGAAGAACUCACCAAAAAGAUAAUGGGUGAAGCAUCAGACGAGAUAAAGCUCACGCCGGGUUCGACUAUUGAGAUAUCUAGGCUUCCGGGAUACACUCUCCAAACAAAAGGUAAAGAGAUCGUAAAUUUUCAUCAGCUGAUUAAAAAGUAUGAACCUUCAAACAUCUAUAUUAUGGAAAAUGCAGUUAUGGGUGACAUUGUGAGCACAGUUGAAAGCGAACUACUCUGCAGGGCUUACAUUUACAUGUAUUUGGGGGAAGAUCCCUUCGACAAAGAAGCCAAGGAAAAGUUUGGGACAUCCCUUUUUUCUCUUUUCUAAGGACUUAUCUAGGUGAAUAAGACACAAGUUUACUCUGUAGCACCUAAUAAUUGAUGAAUAAGAAAAGUGAUAAUGAGAAAGAUGUUCUGGAAAAUCCUAGUAAUACAAGGUUUCAGUGCUUUGAAAGUA
Olea europaea var. sylvestris is the source of this 1650-nucleotide messenger RNA. Its product is annotated as fatty-acid-binding protein 1-like. The transcript has 3 exons. The coding region runs from base 649 to 1521 and encodes 290 amino acids. The record is from RefSeq and is a predicted model, not a curated record. Gene Ontology annotation, molecular function: intramolecular lyase activity. NCBI's taxonomy places the organism in Eukaryota, Viridiplantae, Streptophyta, Magnoliopsida, Lamiales, Oleaceae.